Messenger RNA from Aspergillus aculeatus ATCC 16872, 689 nucleotides. RefSeq names its product histone H2A. Gene Ontology annotation, cellular component: nucleosome. The coding region runs from base 84 to 488 and encodes 134 amino acids. The transcript has 4 exons. The record is from RefSeq and is a predicted model, not a curated record. NCBI's taxonomy places the organism in Eukaryota, Fungi, Ascomycota, Eurotiomycetes, Eurotiales, Aspergillaceae. Gene Ontology annotation, molecular function: DNA binding; structural constituent of chromatin; protein heterodimerization activity.
AUCUUUUCGCCGUGUCAACGUCCUGACCCUAUCCUAUAUCUUCUUCUCACGACCCUAACCAACAAAAAACAACGAUCAUCAAAAUGACCGGAGGAAAGUCUGGAGGCAAGGCCAGCGGUAGCAAGAACGCCCAAUCUCGCUCGUCCAAGGCCGGUCUUGCGUUCCCUGUUGGUCGUGUUCACCGUCUUCUCCGCAAGGGCAACUACGCUCAGCGUGUCGGUGCUGGUGCCCCUGUUUAUCUUGCCGCCGUUCUUGAAUAUCUCGCCGCCGAAAUCCUUGAAUUGGCAGGCAAUGCUGCCCGUGACAACAAGAAGACCCGUAUCAUUCCCCGCCAUCUCCAGCUUGCUAUCAGAAACGAUGAGGAGUUGAACAAGCUUCUGGGCCACGUCACCAUUGCUCAGGGUGGUGUCCUCCCCAACAUCCACCAGAACCUUUUGCCCAAGAAGACCCCUAAGAGUGGCAAGGGCUCGGGUAGCCAGGAGCUGUGAACUAUUUUUCUUUGGUUUGGGUUUUCUGAUUCGGCGUGGAUUGGUUCUCUUAUUGAUGUGAUAACGGGGUUCUGGUCUGGGCACGUUAAUGGCUCUGCGUUGUUUUCUUCCUUUUAGCUUUUAGUUUCAUGGUUGUACAUUAUGUCCACGGACAUGGAAUGAUACCGAGAAUUAUUUAUGGAUACAAACCUUCAAUAUGCU